CACCGUAUGAUAUCGUGGCGUUUGCUGAUGUGAGAAGGUUUGCCCUAGUUAUCCGGUUACCUGAUAACUGUCAUUUCUGAAAAAACCCAGUCUUAAUUUGUUGCUUCUAACAUCACAUACAGCACCGGACAGCGUUUCCUUUAGCGGGUCAAGAUGAGGCGCGCCGGUUUGGGUGAAGGAGGUUCUGGUAGUUAUGUAGCAAGUGGAUACAGUGUGUAUGAAGAGGAAAAUGAACACCUACAGGAGGGACUGAGAGCUAAAGUCAACGCUUUGAAAAGUCUGUCUAUUGACAUCGGAACGGAAGUCAAAUACCAGAAUAAAAUGCUGGAGGAUAUGGACACAGACUUUGACUCGACGGGCGGCCUGCUUGGCGCCACCAUCGGCAGAGUGAAGCAGCUGUCCAGAGGCAGUCAGACCAAACUGUUGUGCUACAUGCUGCUCUUUUGCUUCUUCGUCUUCUUCGUCUUGUACUGGUUCAUCAAGCUGAGGUGAUAGCAGGAUCCUCCAGGAUUUGGCCCUUUUAAUUUGACAUCUUUCCCCCCAGUCAGUGCCAUGGUAAUGCAUCUCAAAACUAGACCAAACAUAGUGAAGAUGAGGAAAGGCAGGGAUUAUUUUUCGUAAGUGUCUCAGCUUUUCAGUCACCCUGGUGUUUGUGAGCACUUCAUACAGUGAACCCAACACUGAGUCAUGAAAGGACUCCUCCUGAAGCUAUCUGAAAAAAUAAAACUGGCUUAGAAAAGUGCAUAAGGUUUGAGGUGAUUAAUGAUCAUGUGAAGUAGGUAUCAUGUAUACCUUAAGUAGACAAAGCCAGUAUUUGUAUGUACUCGGUAUCAGCCCAGUUGACCUUCCUCUCAACCUGAAUUGGGAAGAUGAAACAUAACAUGAAACAUAUAACUGGAGAAGGAACUAAAGUGUCAGUAACCUUAAAGCAGUAGUGGGGACAUUGAAUAAUAAACAGCAACAAAUCUGUGGAUUACUGUAUCAAACAACCCAAGUUGUGUAAGAAGUGAUUAAGUUACAGAAACAAAUGUAUUUGCUUUCAAGAAAGAAUGGAAAUAUCACAUCAUUCAUUGUCAUCCAGACAAUUAAUAGCAGUGUACUUCAUUACUGUUUAAAUUUUGUUGUAAAAAAUGAUUUCUAAUGUAAAUAAAGACAUUUUAUGCUCUGAA
This is a messenger RNA of Toxotes jaculatrix (banded archerfish), 1169 nucleotides long. RefSeq names its product Bet1 golgi vesicular membrane trafficking protein (gene bet1). NCBI's taxonomy places the organism in Eukaryota, Metazoa, Chordata, Actinopteri, Toxotidae. The coding region runs from base 154 to 492 and encodes 112 amino acids. Gene Ontology annotation, molecular function: SNAP receptor activity. The record is from RefSeq and is a predicted model, not a curated record. Gene Ontology annotation, biological process: endoplasmic reticulum to Golgi vesicle-mediated transport; vesicle fusion with Golgi apparatus. The transcript is spliced from 4 exons. Gene Ontology annotation, cellular component: SNARE complex; Golgi trans cisterna.